Molecule: messenger RNA, 4518 nt
Organism: Fusarium vanettenii 77-13-4
Lineage: Eukaryota; Fungi; Ascomycota; Sordariomycetes; Hypocreales; Nectriaceae
Exons: 4
Coding region: 1-4518 (1505 amino acids)
Biological process (GO): DNA repair; telomere maintenance
Molecular function (GO): DNA helicase activity
Source: RefSeq, a predicted model, not a curated record
AUGUUUGCUCUGGACGGGCCGCCAGAUGUACCCGAUGUGGAGAAGCUCUUGUUUGCCUGCAAUGCCGUGAACGGGGAUACGGUUGUCGGGGGAGGCAAAGCGGGCCCGAUAACACGAGUGGAAUCGACGGAGACACGGACAGGGCCCGCCGACGGACGUGAGCCAUAUAUUCACGUUUCUCGGGGCGACGAAUUCGCCGACACAUUCGAUGCCUCGUUCUUCGCGAAGACGUUUCCCACGCUACUGCCGUUUGGGGUCGGGGGGCCACGGUUGGUGGAAGAAGCCGCCCUAAGCGUGGGAAGAGGUGUCGAUAUGGGCGGAGCAGAGGCGGCGGCACAAGACCUCGUCUCGUCCCGUAACAUGAGUCUGCGAACGUGGGCCGACAUCACGCUCCAGCGCCAUGGUGGCCGAUUUGCGACGCAUCACAUCUUUGCAUUCCUUGUAUUCAACAUGAGUGUACGGUCGAGGAACCGUCGCGUCAGCAUGUUGAGCGUAAGGAGGAAAGAUUUCCGCAAGAUAGAGCGCAUUGUACGGUCGCUCUCGGCAGACAGGUUAGCAGCGGCAAGGAUCGAGUUGGAGAACUCAGGAAAAACGAGUGACGAGGGUGUGAAGGAGCUUUUGAGAAGUCUUUCCUUGUACGGCUUCCGCCAGCCUAUGUCCAGAGAAAAUCGCUUGAGUAUGCGGCGGAAGAUACAGUCGCUUGUUCUUCGGCAUGGCGUGCCGGCGAUUUGGUUCACGCUCAAUCCAAAUGAUAUUACGAACCCGGUAAAGCUGCGACUUGCAGCAUACCGCACCAGCGAGCCUGACGUGGCCGAGGCUUUCCUGAAGAGCCUUGGCAUGUCGUACAAACGCCUGCGGCUGGCCAUUUCCGACCCCAUGAGCUCGGCCAUCUUCUUCCACCGGGAGAUGACGUUGUUCUUUGAGCAUUAUGUCAAAGUGGGAGAGGAGUCGGUAUUCGGGCGCAUCAUCGACUAUUUUGGUGCUGUCGAGACCAACGAACGAGGGGCGCUUCAUGUCCACGGUUUGCUUUGGUUGCAUGGGAACACGCACUUGAGUUCGAUGAUUGCCGAUAUCGACGGCGAAGACCAAGCAACGUACCGUGAACGUAUCAUCCAAUACAUAGAUAGUGUCUUCUCCGAGGACUUGGACCAGGAAGGGUAUUGCACCCUCCAAGCGGAACGGUCGGUGGCAUCGGACAUUUCCUCCCUGCUUGACAACAGGGAGCAAUUUUCGGCCGCAUUUGACGAGGAAGCGAAUUUCUGUGCCGGUGCGACACAGAUCCAUACUCAUAGCCCAACUUGUGUCAAGUACUCCUUGAGCAGGGGCAGAGGAGGAGGAAAGAAGCGUAGCAUUUGUCGAUUCCAGGCGCCAUGGAGACUAGUCGAAAGGACUGCCUUCACGGCAGACGGCGUGUUGCAAAUUCGAAGGAGGCAUAGCAUGGUGAAUCGGUGGAACAAGGCCAUGGCCGUGGGGCUUCGCCACAACCACGACAUCUCCUUCAUAGCGACGCAGCGGAAGACCAUGGCCCUCAUUUAUUAUGUCACAAAUUACGCGACGAAAGUGGAGGAUCCGGUGUGGAAGCGUGUGGCCGCCGCGGCAGAGCUCUUGGCCGCAUCAACGGGUGAAGGGACGGCCAACCGAUGGGGGAACGGGGGAGAAGGUGCUACCGAUGACGCCGUCAAGGGGAACAGGACGCGGCAGUUCUUGAUGAGGGUGGCGAACCGCAUAUUCACGGAGCGAUCUCUAUCGCAGGUCGAAGUCAUCGCCUACCUUCUGGGAUACCCGACCGAGUUCACCAACAGCAGCGAUUGGACGUUCCUAAAUGUCUCUCUGCUCUACUGGCACGUCUUCCGACGAUGGCGACACCUCCGGAAAGAGAGCGGGGCAGAGGCUGCAGACGAUUCUGUGGACGAGUCGAUAGUUGUGGAAGAAGCAGGUGAGAGGAUUAGCUAUGCUGAGGCAUACCAGCACCGGGGAGACGUUUUGCGAAGCCUGUGUCUAUAUGACUACGUGUCGCUCGUCAGACUCAAACGAGUCAGUAAAGAUGAGAUCGCUGCCGCUUGGGGAGAGGUGCCAUUCGAGAGCGAGUGGGAGUCUGGAAGAGGCUGGUUGCAGGUGCUGAGACGGCCGGGAAAGCACGCUAGCGUCUGCCUUGAUGGCUACCUGAGCAAGGAUUUCGACCAGGAUGACGAAGAGUCGUGCUAUCGAAGAGCAGCCGUCCAGCACCUUGCGCUAUUUGUGCCAUGGGAGUCUUUUCUGUGCCGAGAAACGGACGAGAUCAACAGCAUUUGGGCGCGGGCUCGAGAGGCACUUCCUCCGAGAAUAUCAUGCCUCGUCGAUAAUGUGCAACUACUCCGACGGUCGGCCGAAGACGCGAAACGCGACGCCAGGCAAUGGGCAGCCUCAGCCGGUGACGCUGACUUCACGGCCGCACGUGCCGGUGAGGAAGGAGAAGGCGAGGCUGGUGGUGAAGAGGUCGCAUCGGUUUACCAGUCUGACAGCAUCGGUGACGCAACGCGUCUGAUUGACGUCGUGAGAAGUGCAGUGGGCGCCAACCAAAUCACUGCCGGCUCGCCGGAGCUCAUAGCAACAAUGGAGCAGCUGUGUCGCUUCCAGCAGUCAGCACUGAGCUCGACCGCUGAGCUCCAGGCCACCGUAAUGCCCGAACGGGGAGAAAGACGGAUAAGCAUACCAGAAGGGAGAUUUUCGGGGACCGUUAUACCACCGCAGGAUCAGGUCAAGGCCAUCAAGUCGCAGCAGAUCCGUGCCUCCAGAGAGAGGGAGCGAAUGAUCCAGGGCAUACAAAAUAUGGCCGCGGCGGAUAAAACUGACCACAGUGCGGCGGUGCGAAGUGUGCUCACUGGUUUCGGAGAGGACGACGUCCAAAUGACGGCAGUCGACUUGGAAGAGACGGCAGGCGAGGCAGGAGAGGCAGGUCCGCGCAUGGAAGUCGACUUUGGUGCAUCAACGUCCUUCCUUGAGGCAGGUAAGGCUGUGGCAGCGCGGUUCACAUUGAACAAGAGGCAGACAAUCGCCUUCCUGAUCAUAUGCCGCCAGCUCGAUUCGAUACAAUGUAGCGGCAGAGACGAUGUCGGUCAGCUCUGCGAAUUUGUUGGAGGAGAAGGUGGAACCGGCAAGUCACGAGUCAUCGAAGCACUCGUCGAGCUCUUCGCAUCAAAAGGUAUUUCGAACCGUCUGCUGAUAACGGCGACGUCGGGGACUGCCGCAGCGCAGAUCAACGGCAUCACGAUCCACUCCGCCUGCGGGUUCACCAAGGACCAAGCGGCGGGGGGCGCGAACACGGCCAAGGAUCUCGACGGGGUGCGACUGCCAAAACAGGCCGAACGAUUUGUCCAUGGCCAGUCUCGUAUGGCCUGGCAGGAGAAAGACGUGCUAGUGAUCGACGAGUUCCGUCCGGUACAAGAGAGGUCGAUCCUGCUGCCGAGCGUGGCCGUCUCGUGGGACGAAGACAACUCGUUCAAAGCCGAGCAGCGGCACCAGCAUGACAAGGCGCAUGAGGAAUUGCAGAGACUGCUAAAGCGGAUCCGAUCGGGCGUGCAGGACCGCACCGAUUUGGACCUCCUCAACUCGAGAUGCUACCGGGAAGGCAGGCGGAUCCCGUGGGAAACAGGCAUCACCGUGGUGACGCCGCUGAACAGGAAUCGGUGGAACCUGAACAUGGAGGCAACCUUGUCGUUCCAGAUCCAGCAGCGGUCGAUGAUGCGCAUCUUCAUAUCCGAGCAUAAGUGGAAGGACGGUCUGCCGACCGAGGAAGCAGCCACCAUGAUGCUGAACCAGGGCGACGACAGCACGGUACCAGUACCAGGCGUCCUCAUGUUCGUGCCAGGGAUGCCCGUCGUCGUGAACCACAAUACCCAUCAGGGCUUGAAGCUUGUCAAUGGGGCCAGUUACACGGCGCUUGACGUCAUCCUCGACAAGGCGCACCCGGGCCAUCGGAUCUCGGCCGAUACGAUGGUCCACUUCGGGCCGCCGGCGGGGAUAAUAUUGGCGUCGGAGGCGACAAAGAACUUCCACUUCGUCGGAAUGCCGCCCGGCACGGUCCUGUUGAUACCCAUGAGCGUCAGCAUCCAAUGCCAGCGAAAGCGGCCGUGGCAGCAGAACGACGUCAGUCGGAAAGGUUUGCCUUGUACGGCGGCCUUCGCCUGCACAGACUACAAGGUGCAGAGCAGAACGCUGGAGCGCGUAGCGCUGGAGCUGCGGGGGAUGAGGACGACAAAUGUCGACGGACACAUAGUCCCCGCGCAAUGCGAUCCGUACAGCCUGUACGUGCAGCUAUCGCGGUGCCGGUCGCUGGACGGCAUCAUGCUCAUCUCCAAGGUGCGGGAACGAGAUCUGGUGGGCAACCGGGUUCCCCACGAGAUGACCGUGGCAGAGGCCAGACUGGAGGAAUUGAGCAACAAGACUGUUCAGGAGGCUCUGCGGUGGCUGGAUGACGAUUUUCCCCCGUCACGCGACGACCAAACGGAACCAAUGAGAGGCGAGGAAACCGACCAAUGA